GAAUGGUAUCAUGAAUGGACAUCAAAGAUUUUAAAAACUAAAGCUGAUACAGGAUGGGUUUCAGGAUGUUUAGACCUUAAAGCAGAUAAGGAAUAUGUUAACGAUGAAUUAGAUAAAAAAGCAGAUAAGAACCAUACACAUGAAUUCUUCACAACUGUUGGUAUAGAAAGUAUUGAAGGAACGGUUGAAGGAACUGAUGGGGAUGCAUUAUAUUGUAAACCUCCUAACUUUCCACAAGGUUUAACAUCGAAUGAAAACAUAACAACGAUGCAAAAAAUUAAAUGUAAAAAUGUUUAUGUCAUGGAUGAUGAAAAUAAGGUUAAAUUCACUGCUCAAGAUUUAUAUGAUAAGAAAGCAGACAAAACAGAGCUUCAAACAUUAAAGACAGAAAUUCUUCAAACAUUAUAUCCUGUUGGUUCUAUUUAUACAUCAAUGAACUCAACAAAUCCAGAAACAGUUUUAGGUUUUGGUAUGUGGAAGCAGAUUGUAGACAAAUUCUUAUACUGUGCUAGAUAUUCAAAGCAAACAGGAGGUUCGAAGAAAAUUAAAGAAGCAAACCUUCCACCGCACACUCAUACAAGAACUACAAACUUUUCUGGUGACCAUAGUCACUCAUUAAGAGACCAUCCAUUAUACAACUCAGAAUAUGAAGCUGGCAAUGAUGUUUUAUCUCCAGAUUAUAACCAUUCAGCAAAAAAGACUUUUCGACCAACUGAACCAGGAGGAAAUCAUGUCCAUACUUUCACAACAAAUCCAACAGGUUCGGGUAAAGAUUAUAUGCCACCAUUUGUGACUGUAUUUGCAUGGUACCGCGUUCAAUAA
Messenger RNA from Trichomonas vaginalis G3, 822 nucleotides. RefSeq names its product phage tail repeat-like family. Lineage: Eukaryota; Parabasalia; Trichomonadida; Trichomonadidae. The annotation marks the transcript as partial. The record is from RefSeq and is a predicted model, not a curated record. The transcript has a single exon.